CCUCCACACCACCUCUCCGCCAGCACCCACCCGACUUUCUCCUCUCCCCGCAGCCUGCGAGCCAGCUCCAGCUCACAAUGUUGGCUCGAUCGGCUCUUCGCUCGGCGCGCCCGGUUGGCGCGGCAGCCCGCAAUGCCGCCAGCAAGACAGCUUCGCGCUCUGUCUCGACAUCCAGCUCGACAGCCGAGGGUGCUUCGUCCUGGAAGACGAACGCCCUGCCCGUGGGCGCCACCGCUUUCGCGAUCGGAACUGUUGCCUGGUACGCCUACAUCGCUGGCCGCGAUGUCGAUGCGAUGACGCCGGCCGAAGAAGGUCUCCACCCGACGCAGUACCCAUGGGAGCACGCCAAAUGGAACAAGACAUUCGAUAGCCAGGCCCUCCGACGCGGAUUCCAGGUCUAUCGCGAAGUCUGUGCUUCAUGCCAUUCCCUCUCCCGUAUCCCAUACCGCUCGCUUGUUGGAAAGAUCAUGACGGUCGAUGAAGCCAAGGCCUUGGCCGAGGAGAACGAAUACGACACGGAACCGAACGACGAGGGAGAGAUCGAGAAGCGCCCCGGAAAGCUCUCUGAUUACCUCCCCGGCCCCUACAAGAAUGACGAAGCCGCACGCGCAGCCAACAACGGAGCCCUGCCCCCGGAUCUAUCACUCAUGGUCAAGGCUCGCCACGGCGGCUGCAACUACAUCUUCAGCCUGCUCACCGGCUACCCCGACGAGCCACCUGCAGGUGCGGUCGUGCCCGAGGGUCUCAACUUCAACCCCUACUUUCCCGGUACGGGAAUUGCCAUGGCGCGUGUCCUCUAUGACGAUCUUGUUGAAUAUGAAGAUGAAACCCCAGCUACAACUUCACAGAUGGCCAAGGAUGUGACUGAGUUCUUGAACUGGGCCGCUGAACCGGAGGCAGAUGACCGCAAGAAGAUGGGAUGGAAGGUGCUAGCGGUCACUAGUGUACUGACUGCAUUGAGCAUCUGGGUCAAGAGGUACAAGUGGGCUUCAGUCAAAUCGAGAAAGAUCGUGUACAACCCGCCGAUCAAGAGUCCCAUCCUAAGCAAGCUUCCAAAGCCGACCAACAAGUCAUAGAAGAGUAUAUUCAAGUGUGGCGGGGUGCCGGGAGGAGCGAUGAGUGUGUUCAAUACUUGUACAGUGACAACUAUUUUGCCUCAACAGAACGUGUCUAAGAUUUCCUUGACCUAUAAAUCAUUUGCGCAUGACCGAGCUGCGUGCUGUCUUUUGCUGAUGC
This is a messenger RNA of Paraphaeosphaeria sporulosa, 1236 nucleotides long. Its product is annotated as cytochrome c1, mitochondrial precursor. Gene Ontology annotation, biological process: mitochondrial electron transport, ubiquinol to cytochrome c. Gene Ontology annotation, molecular function: heme binding; electron transfer activity. The transcript is spliced from 5 exons. The record is from RefSeq and is a predicted model, not a curated record. Bases 78 to 1076 code for a protein of 332 amino acids. Lineage: Eukaryota; Fungi; Ascomycota; Dothideomycetes; Pleosporales; Didymosphaeriaceae.